Molecule: messenger RNA, 5149 nt
Organism: Mauremys reevesii (Reeves's turtle)
Lineage: Eukaryota; Metazoa; Chordata; Testudines; Geoemydidae
Gene: RNF44
Product: ring finger protein 44
Exons: 13
Coding region: 605-1927 (440 amino acids)
Source: RefSeq, a predicted model, not a curated record
CCUGGCCCCCGAAUGUUGUGAAUCAAACGCCCCGGCCGCCGCUCCCCGUCGGGUCUUAAAGGGCCAGAGGCCGGGGCGGGGCGGGGCGAGCGGAGCCGCCGCCGGACAAGGAGGCGCAGUCUCCUCCCUGAGCAGUGAAAGGGACAGUCUGGCCCCUUUGUGUAUCAUCGCUCCUGCAAACAGCGUCCCCCAGUGUCUGUGAGCCGGUGGCGGUGGGGCAGAGCGAAAGGAAGGGGAAUUACCCAGGAGCCAAGAGGUUACAGCUGGCACUUGCAAACAGAUGGAGCAGAGUAAAUAAACAGGGGAGGUUACUACAGAUGGUGGGAGUGGCGGAGGAGAAGGUCCUUGGAACAACAACCUUGAGACGGUUAAGUGACAGGGUGGUAAGCCCCUGCCCCCGCUCUCCGGCACAGCUGCACCAGGAAGAUGCCGGGGUGCGGGCAGCUGAAUGUUGUAUAAACACGUUAGCGAAGGCAAAGAGCAGCAGUAACGGGACUGGAAGGGCGACGGGCUGAGCAUGAGCCCCCAGGCUGUGAGGUGCUGGUGUCGCGUCCCGCUCGGAGCCUGAGGCCCAGCGCGCCCUUCUGCCUCCCCGACGUCACCAAUGCGACCAUGGGAACUGGCAGUCAAUAGGCGGCCUCCCUCUGCCCCCUUCAACCCGCGGCGUUUCUCGGAGGGACCCUGCAGCAGCCCUGAGCACCUCAGGCGAAGCCCCCCGUCCAGGCGUCUGUGGGGACGACGCGACCGACCUCUGCAAACCCUGCUGGCCCAGGAUGAGACCUACCUGCACCCUGCCUUCCCCCCGCAGCAGCAGCACCUCCCUGUAGAUGAGCCCCGAGCGUACGCUCUCGCCAGCACGCCACCACGAAUGCUUCACCCAGCCGCCCACCCGCCCCACCAGAGCCCAUUCAUGGUGGAUCUCCACGAGCAGGUGCACCAGGGCCCCGUCCCCCUCUCCUACACGGUGACCACGGUAACGACGCAGGGCUUUCCUAUCCACGCGGGCCAGCACAUCCCCGGGUGCAGCGCGCAGCAGCUCCCAGCAUGCUCCGUGAUGUUCAGCGGGCAGCACUACCCACUCUGCUGCCUCCCGCCCCCUCUCAUCCAGGCAUGUGCCAUGCAGCAGCUGCCCGUCUCCUACCAGACGUUCCCGCCCAUCCUCUCCAGCGACCAUUACAUCCUGCACCCGCCCCCACCAGUUCCGCCGCACCAGCCCCCACACAUGGCCCCCCUCGGCCAGUUCCUGCCACUGCAGGCCCAGCACCCGCGCAUGCCUCUGCAGAGGAUAGACAAUGAAGUGGAGUUGCGAGGGGAGCAGCAUCCCAUUGGGGGCUUUGCGUACCCGCCCUCUCCCCACGCCCCAGCGCUGUCCCCCUCUGUCCCGCUGCAUUACCUCCCCCACGACCCGCUGCACCAGGAGCUGCCAUUUGGCGUGCCAUACCCGCCCAUGAUGCCACGGCGACUGAAUACCCAGCGAUACCGACUGCAGCAGCCACUGCCGCCCCCGCCACCGCCGCCCCCCCCCUACUACCCGAGCUUCCUGCCGUACUUCCUCUCGAUGCUCCCCGUGUCGCCGACAGCCGUGGGGCCCACGCUCAGCCUCGAUCUGGAUGUGGACGAUGUGGAGAUGGAGAAUUACGAGGCGUUAUUGAACCUGGCUGAGCGGCUGGGGGAGGCCAAGCCGCGGGGCCUCACCAAAGCAGACAUCGAACACCUCCCAUCGUACCGCUUCAACCCCGAGAGCCACCAGUCGGAGCAGAGUCUGUGCGUCGUCUGCUUCAGUGACUUCGAAGCCAGGCAGCUGCUCCGGGUCCUGCCCUGCAACCACGAGUUCCAUGCCAAGUGUGUCGACAAAUGGUUAAAGGCGAACCGCACGUGCCCGAUCUGCCGGGCGGACGCGUCCGAGGUGCACCGGGAGGCCGAGUGAAGCUCUCAGACACUCUGCCGCACAAUUCGCUAGAGGAAGAGGACCUUGGGCGGGGGGCCCGGCCGUGUGCUUAGCCCCAAGGCUCUCCUCGGCUGUGGUGAGAAUAGAAGGAAUCUAGGAUCCCGGACACCCCACCUCCUCCCCUGCCUGCGCGGCACGGCCAGGGCCCGGGGCGCUCCCCGUGGCGCCGGGGCUGGCCCCGGAAUGGCGCUGGGGGUGUGGGCGGCGGUGCCUCCCCGUGCUCCGCGCACCCCAGAGACGCCGGCCUUGCGCCAUCACUUUCAGCUCUUUGUAUCUGUUGGGUUUGGGUUUUCUGUUGAGUUUUGGUUUGUGGCUCCAUGACCCAGCGCCGGAGCGAGCCUGGCAGGUUUGAUCGCACCAGCAGCGCGAAGCAGGAGGGCCAGGCGAGCUGCCCGGGACGGACUGGGCCCUGGCGGGCAGCAGGAGGAAAUGGUCAGUGGGGCACCGGGCACAGCAACUCAAGGCAUUACCAGGGGCCAGGCCUCUCCCACUUCCCAGUCCAGCCUCCCAUGGAGAGCGGGUCGGGCUGGGCCUGGCACUGUCCUGCUGGAGCCCGGACAGGAGGCUCCCCACUGUCUGUAUUGGCCUCCCCAUGCCGGCUGGCCGGCUGCUCUCCCCAGGCUGAGCUCCAGCAAUACUCCUCCGGUGCCAUCGCUGACAGGUGGUGGGCAACACCUCCCGGUCCCUGCCAGUGUGCCCGGUGGAGCGCCCAGCCCCGAGGCAGGACCCUGCAUGCCACAGGGGCACCUGGCUUUCUAGAAGGCAAAUGAGGUGCGUCGAGCCCCCGGUGGGCUGUCCCAGUUUGCAGGGCAGGUGGCCCCGGAGCAGGCUCCUGCCUCAUUUUUCGAUAUUCUCGUGGUGAAUUGUAACUGUCCUGUGCAGAGGGUGACGCAGGAGCCCCCCAUACUGCCAGCCCCACUCGGCUGCUCUGUGCUGAGCCUUCCGCGAGGAUCCCAGCAGGGCUCUGCGCUGGCCGGUGGAUGUGGGGGCAGGAGGUGGGUAUUGAUUUAAGUAUCUUCCCUUCCCCCAGCUUGUAUCAUGGAAAAGCUGAGCGGGUGCUGCCCCUCCCUUCCUCUGCCUCCAUCCCCGCCCCGGGAGAACGUGCCCUGGUAAUGCCUCUGCAUGAUGUGUUGCUUGUGCCCUGGGUCUGGUCCUGUGAGUGCACACACGGUGCUGCCCAAUCAAAGCAAGGGAGCGGCCAACCCGGGGCCCGAACUGUUUGUCGUGGAAGUUGUGUUGCAUGAUGUAACGAGAAGGAGCCUCUUCCUGGGGUGUGCUCCGGGUGCAGGGGAGACGGACGCCAGCCCCGUGUAGAUGUUCACAAUAUGCAUGCAGCUUGGAACGUGGUAUUGACUCGCUGGCCAGCGGGGGCGAGGGGCUCUGUGCUCAGCUGGUUACUGCCAGGCACCGGACUGCACGUGGCCAGCGCCUCAGGAGGACCGUAAGAUUUUCAGGACAUUUCCCCCCUCCCCCCAAGGUAAACUGAGUCAGGAGGUGCCCAGGGAGGAGGAGCCAGCUUAACCAACAAACACACAUGGACGUUCCCUCUCCACCAGCCAGAGGUGAGAAGUGGGGGGGGGUCAGAGACAGGAGUGCCCCCUUCUCAUUUUGUGCCCCACCCCUCCCCCGGCUCACUUGUACCUGGGGCGAGGGUUGGCCACGAGCAUGGCCCUGGCGCUCUGAGCUUCCCACGGGCAGACUGGGGCUUUGUACCACCCCCCCAGGGAGGAGGGACUGGUCUGCUGCUGGGAAGCCCUGGGCUGGGCCAUGGUGGCUGCAGCUAGGGAAGGAAGGGGGUGGGUCAGGGCCAUGCACUGGCUCAGCAAUACUGUGCCCUGGAGCAGGGGGAAAGGCCAGGGACUGGGCCGGGUCCCUGCAGGCUUUGGCCUUGGGCUGCUCACCAGAGCUCCUGACUUGGGGUGGGGGAUCCAGGAAGCCAGACCACCAGGGGUUGGUGUUGGGGGGCUGGUGCUCAGAAUCCAGCUGGCAGGGUGUGGGUGGGACGGCCCAGUCCCCCCUCCCGGGUUAGCCCAAGGCAGAGCUGGGAGCCUCCUGCACCAUGUGCCUGGGGCACGGGGAGGCCGGACUGUGGCCAAACAGCAGCGUCAGAUUGGCAGAAGCGAAGGCCUUUCCUGCCCUCUCAGCUAAUAGAAUCACGGUAUUCUCCAACCGGGGCCCAGCUGCUCCAUUAUGGACAAUCCAGUUUGUCGCGGAAGCUUUUACACUGUUCUGGGAGAGUUGCCCUUCCGGCUGGCUGAGGCACUGGGCUGGCGUUUGCUCUGGGACCAGUGAGCAGCUCCCCUGGCACCUCCUGCGCUCAGGCAAACCGCAGACACCAGCAGCCCCCGUGGGACCAGGUGCCCCAAGCGUGCAGCGCUGGCGCCCUGGCCAGCCCCUCCUCCCCCAGCUUUCAACGUUUUUAUUUCAUGGACACGACUAACCAAAGGUCUCGAUGUACAUAGCCGCAGGUGACGUUUCUCUGUGUAUAGCCAAUCGGAGCAGUGUUGGCACCCACCUGUUUUAAACCCCCCUUUAAAGAUGCCUGGUGAAAAGCCUUACGGUUCUUUUGAUGGUGACUCGAAAGCUCAGAGCUCGUGUGCUGCAGAAUUUAUUCCAAUGAGCAGCUAACGUCUCACUUAAAAACAGCCCCCCAAUUAUUUAGGAUGUUUGUGAUUGCUGAUUGCGCUGUAGAUACCACUGUUACCAAUGAGUUCCUGUGGUGGGGUAGUGGACUGUUUACUGUUCUAUUAUUCCAGUCCCCAGGCCCUCCAGAGGGAAAGCUCAGCGGCUUCCCUGGAUGGUGCUAGGACGUGUGUCUGUGUUAGAAAGUUUUAUAUAUAUAUAUAAAUAUAUAUAUAAUUUUUUUUGCUCUGUUACUUGCACAUUUUACAGUUACCUCAUUUUCCCAUGUAUGUAUUUGAAAAAAGGCUAAUAUAUAGAGAAAAAGGUUCUUAAAGCUCUAAAAGUGUUUGGUUUUUUCCAUUCCAUUGGACUCAUAUUGGUUUUGUAGCAUUUAACAUACCUAGUUUGUUGUAUUAUAUAUAUGUGUAUUAUACGGAUUGAAAUUUUUAACAGAUUUGUACUUUUUUUAAAAUGAAAGUUGCUAGUUCGGCUUGAUCAAGUAGUGCAAUCAUUAUUUUUUUUAAUGUUGUGGCUGAUUUUGAGAGGGAUAUUCACUAAUAAAUGUAUGAUGUAUACCAA